AUGGGCCACGCUGGGGAAGCCAGCCUAGGGCCGGCCUGGGCCUGGUCAACCAAUUGGAUAAGAAGCAAGCGGCCAGGGAUAGCGAUCCCCUGCCAGCAUCCAUCCCCAAUCCCCACGACCGACGCGGGCGGCGACUGCCAUGGUCGAUCGGCCGUUUCUCCGGCAACUCGUGGAGAGACCACGACCCGGGCGAAGCGCUGCCGAGCCUCGCGUUGGAGGCCGGAGAAGGUUGCGCCAGAGGACUCCGGGGAGGGCGUGCCGGCCCGAUUGGGCACAGGCGAAGACGCCCACGGCCGGUCGGCCGCACCACCGGCGGCAAGAGGAUCUCCCGCCCCGCUCGUCCUCGGAGUAGGAGUCACCGGGGAGGUGGGUGCCGGAUACGACGCCGUUGGAAGCGCCAUUCGCGAGCCCGAGCGCCGCUGGGCUCCAUGUGUCAGCGCCGGGGCCGGGUCGCCUCUGCGCCCGUGGGGGCAAGGCCGAUGGUCGAGCAUGGGGUGUGCCAGGAGGAGCAGCGCCGGGGCCAGGACACCGUUGCGCCAGAUGCCCGUCGCUCGUGCGCCGGAUCACGCGGCCGAGGGCAGUCUCCCACCAUUGGACGCCGAUGAGGCGCCUUGCCGAUGGGGCCCGAGGGUUCGACUGCCGCCGUUCUUCGCGACGAGACUGUCCCUCAUAGAGGAAACAAAGGUAUUUAUACAGGCAGAAGGGAUGCAUCAAAGAGGCAUCCGUUCUGGAGAGAUGUCAGGAACCGACCCCACAGUUGCCAACGCAAACUGGCUGCGGUUGGUACAAGGGGAGAUUCCCCCAUAA
Messenger RNA from Triticum turgidum subsp. durum (durum wheat), 807 nucleotides. Lineage: Eukaryota; Viridiplantae; Streptophyta; Magnoliopsida; Poales; Poaceae. The record is from the annotation of a GenBank genome assembly.